AUGGCCACCACGAAAGCGAAGCGGUGGGGAGCAUCUUUGAGCUCUGAUGCGACGAGUACCGAAGUUAAUUUUAUUUUUCAAUUCGCUUGCGAUCCUCUGCUUGUGUUUCGAAUGUCGGAGAAGAUCCCGGGUCAGCCCGCGGGGGACCCGUCGAAAUCAUGGGUCAAAUUUGAGGAGUCCAAUUCAAGCACCGGUUCCGUGCAAGCGAACAGUGUGCAGUUGGAAGUGCCCGAGGAAGCAGUUCGAGAUGGUGCUAGCGUUGGUACAGUGAUUCAGCAGCGCCCGGAACAGCUUGCAGUUACGAUCAACGAUGUGAUCGCUUCCGCGCAAGACUUGCAGCAGGCGCGAAAUAAUGGCAUUGGGUCUGUUCCUGAAGCCCCAAGACCAAAUAUUCGUCAAGGAUUUGCAAAUGGCGAUGUUAUCGUGACCCUGUUACCAAUGAACACGUCGUGGGCAUGGCUGACGCCCGCAGAAUUUCGUCCGGAAUUGGUACCUGAGGAACUCAUGGCUGACGGCUUAACCCUGACCGUGGAAGAAUAUGUACAGGCCAUGGAACUGUUGACGAAUGAUUACCGGUUCACGUUGUACAACGUGUUUUACAAGCGACUUCUCGCAGGGUGGAUCGCCGUCGGCUUUCUCAUCUUGUUGAUAAUACUCUUCUCACAACUCCAGCACCUUGCGCUUUUCGGCUGCGGGAUCCUAUGGCUCGUCCUCAACGCUGCUGCCAUUUUCAUGUGUAUGUGGAUUAAAGUUCGGUUGAAUCGGAACUUGGAGCGAUGUGUAGCCAGUGUCAAUAAGCUGUUGUUGAAGCAUAAGAUACUCUUGGGAUUAGAUGAUCGAGGACGUUUGUCCUGCCACAAAGUCAACCUCUGCUUUCUGUACUUCGAUCCGUCCGACUGCAUCAAAAAAUUGAAAGAAGUAAUCGACAAGGAAGAGGCAAGAGGCAACGUGGUGAACAGUGAUGAAGGAAAAUCGGAAGCAGUGGAGCGCCAGAGGAGGAGACUCUUCUUUCGUCGGAGGAUGGACAUAGAAGAUCAAGACAUCGUCAUCAGUGCUGGGACAGGAGCACCAACUCGUGUGUCUCGGAAACAGGAGCGCGCGGAGCGCUUGUUCCUGCGCUAUUCCCAGCGAUGGGCGAAAGAUUUUUUGCGGAAGCGGUUGGACUGGUGCGCGGACAUGGCGGAACGAUUGGAGCAAGGCGCCACUGUGCUGAACGUGGCAAUGCCGCCGGUGCCCGCGUCGACCCCAGGCCCGGGAUUCGCUGGCAUCCUGGUGACACCCCAGCAGCGUCCGCGGCACCUGCCCACAGCGCACUGUCCUUGUCAGUACGUCGAGGAGCACCUCAAGUACAAACCGGCGGCCAAACGGCAAACCCAGUGUGUCAAUUGGUGCAACGACUUCGCCAACCAGGGUGCUUUCGACUGA
Notodromas monacha is the source of this 1425-nucleotide messenger RNA. NCBI's taxonomy places the organism in Eukaryota, Metazoa, Arthropoda, Ostracoda, Podocopida, Cyprididae. The record is from the annotation of a GenBank genome assembly.